UUGAUGAUCUCAAGGUCCAAUAUGAAUCUGGGUUAUGUAGGGCCAGAAACUAGGUCACCAGGUCAAAUCAAAGGAAAAGCUAAUUAACGCUGUUUAGGCCACAUUUAUGAUAAUAUCUUAAUGAAACUUGGUCAGAAUGUUAAAUCUUGAUGAUCUAUAGAUCGUGUUCAAAUCUGGGUCAGGUGGGAUAAAAAACUAGGUCACUAGGUCAAAUCAAAGGAAAAGCUUGUUAACACUAUAGAGGCAACAUUUAUGACUGUAUCUUCAUGAAACUUAGAAUGUUAAUCUUGAUGAUCUUUGGGUCAAGUUCCAAUCUUGUAAAUUAUUCAUGACCCAGUACUGAGCAUGUGCAAUACGUUAUUCUUAACCCAGUACUGAGCAUGUGCAAUGAGCUAUUCUUAAGCAAGUACUGAGCAAGUGCAAUAAGUUAUUCACGACCCAAUACCUCAAGCAUGUGCACUAAAUAGAUGAGAAUGUGUUCUAAUUUAUUCAUGGUCCGAUCAUACUGAACAUACACAGAAAAAUAUUGCAACACGAGAUAAUGCGAGUUUUCAGGACAAUUCUGACACCUACUCAAAGAUUUAUGAAAAAUGAAAUGUAAACUUAAGUAAUUCAGUAAUCGAUAAUUCUGAGGUUUAAUCCUAAUUAAACGGAAGUGAAUGCACAUAACAUUUUCUUUGUGGAAAAGAUGUGAGUAACUCGUUUAAGAUGCAUGUGUGUUCGGGUUUAACGUCUUUUUCAACAUUUUUUCAGUCAUAUAAACGACGGUGUCUACUUGUAGCAGUGAGCACAAUGCCCAACUUAUAGUGCUGCCUCACUGGAAUAUCACGCCGUAGACACGUGACAUGAUACCCUACCCAGUCACAUUAUACUGACACCGGGCUGACCAGUCCUAGCACUAACCUCUUAAUGCUGAGCGCCAAGCGAGGAUGAGUAAUAGUUCCUGCAAGAGACUGUAAUUAAUGAUUUUAAAGAAUGAUUAAAAGAGUCGAUGAUUUACACCAUUUAUAUGUAACGCACACUAUUCUCGAGUUUUUCAUCUUCAAAUUAGAAUUGUGUCCAUAGGACACGGAUUCCCCAACAUACUGUGCUAUCGUCUAAAUAGCAAAGAUUUAGUACUGACCAUCUUCACAUGAAAGAUAAUCGACUCCACGUUUGCAGCAAAUAUCAAGGUCUUCAUCUGUGAAACUUUCAAGCAGAGGAGUUGAACACCCAAGAUUUUUCUCUGUAUUCUAUAUAGCAAUACUAUCAAAGGGUCAUAACUGCGGGCAAAAGUUCCUUCCUUUAUCAUUGAAAGUUUGAAGCAAGUCAGGCUUAUAGCUUGGCAGGAGUUGGACACACAAGAUUUCGGGACGUACGUAUGGAGGGACGUACGGAGAGCAGCAAAGGUAUGUGCCCCCACAUAAAUAGGGAGGGGGGUCAUAAAAACGAUCAGUGGCAUUCUAUAUGUGCAAAGUAAGAUAGAUAGCUGGCUUGAUGGCAUAGGGGAUGAGUGGAAGGAAAUAUGAUCUUUUGUAGUGACACUUCUGACGGUCUCUCCAAAAAGUAACUGAUAUUUUGCAUUACAUACUUUGUGUAAGUAUUUUUCUCUGGUUUCUUAUUCAUUGUUUUGUUAUUAUUUUCACAGGAGAGUUUCAAAAACAUUACAUUGAUUAACAUCAUACUUAAGGCGAUAACUGUUUAAAUAUUUUUAAUUACGUGCAUUUGUUUUCGACGAAAACGUCCGACACAGCGCGCGUCACCGCUAGACCAUCGGCAACAGAAACUUAUUCUUAUGUUAUUCUUUUGUUUAUGCCAUAUUACUGUGCUAUACCUAUACAAACAUGUAAAAUGUCACCAUAUAACAGUGAUAUUGGUUGUUACCGUCAACACAGUCAUGUGGGGUGAAAGCUUGAAAUAUCAAUCAAUAUUUACUUUAUCCUACGUAUUUCAACUAUUCAGAUAAGCGUUGCCCGUCUUUGUAUAAAUCAUUGUUACACAAAUAUCAUUGCAACGAAAACGAAAGAGGAAGUGAAUCAGUUUCAGUUCGUGGAAGACAUAGUUUUAACUGGUAAACAAAAUACACAGGUGACGUAAUUAGACCCUAAUAACUGUGCAAGCAGGCAUGGCAUCUCUACCAGUUGUUGCAUCGGCCGUACACGAGCGUCUGCAGGUAGCUGCUAUUGAUUUCGGUACAACAUACUCAGGAUAUGCGGUGUCAUUUCGUGCCGAAUUUCUUGAAAAUCCGUUGAAAAUUUUCACUUACAACUGGACAACUGGGUCUACCGGUGCAGUAUCUCUCAAAACGUCUUCAUGUAUAUUGUUUGACCCGAAUCAGAAAUUCCAUAGCUUUGGAUUUGAAGCAGAAGAUAAGUAUGCUAAGCUUGCAGCAGACGAAGAACAUUUCGACUGGUAUUAUUUCAAGCGAUUUAAGAUGCUUCUUUAUGAAAAUAAGAAGUUAACGAGGACCAUCAAACUGAGAGAUGACAAAGGACUUGAAAUGCCGGCAAUGAAAGUUGUCACGGAAUGUAUACGUUACUUGAAAGAUCAUCUCAUAAAGACAUGCGAAGAUAAGAAAACAGGACUUAACACGAGUGAGAUGCACUGGGUCCUCACUGUACCAGCGAUAUGGGACGACUCCGCCAAACAGUUUAUGAGGGAAGCUGCUAUAGAGGCUGGUAUAAAAACUCAAAACUUAUCAUUGGCUUUGGAGCCCGAGGCAGCAUCGUUGUUCUGUAGAUACCUACCUAUGGAGAGAGUCCAAGGUGCUGAUGGUGUAGGAAGGAUAUCUAAUCUUGCACCUGGAAAGAGAUACAUUGUCUUGGACGCUGGAGGAGGGACCGUCGACAUUACUGUACAUGAGACGCAGACAGACAAUACAGUAAGAGAGAUAUACAAAGCGAAUGGAGGACCUUGGGGAGGGACAACGAUAGAUGAAGCAUUUCUAGAGUUUCUCACUAAUAUUGCUGGUGCUGAUACAAUCAAAGUAUUCAAAAGAGACUUCAAGGAAGACUUCUUGGACCUGUUUAGAGAGUUUGAAAUAAAGAAGAAGACAUUCGGACCUGAACUUGAUGGCAACCAAAAGAUAACUUUCAAAAUACCUAUUUGUAUACACGAAACGUACAAAGAGCUCCAUCAUGGAGAGGACUUCAGACGUAGCCUUCUGCUUAAGCAAGAUUUAAAAGAUCAGAUUACAUUCACGGGCGAUAAACUUCGUGUACAUCCAGAUGAAGUGAGGAAAUUAUUCGACAGCACAUGCCAAAGAGUUGUAUCUCAUCUUCAAGAUAUUUUUGCUGAACCCACUGUUACAAAUACUGAUACAAUCCUAAUGGUUGGUGGAUUUUCCGAAUCUAAAAUGCUUCAGGAUGCCAUCAAACACAAUUUUCAAGACAAGAGAGUGAUUAUACCUGAAGAAGCUGGCCUCGCUGUGCUGAAAGGAGCGGUAAUUUUUGGACAUAAUCCCAACAUGAUUAUAUCAAGAGUUUCAAGGUAUACAUAUGGCGUGAAGGUAUAUAGAAAUUUUAAAGUUGGCGUACAUCCAGUUGAAAAGAUGGUUGUUAUAGAUGGUAAACAGAAAUGCAGGGGUUGUUUCAGUAAGCACGUUGAAGUAGGACAGGAAGUUUAUGCUGGGAUGGUUUUUGAGGAGAAAGAAUAUAGUCCAGGAUCAAGAGCCAGCAGGUCUAUGGCAUCAAAAAUAUAUACUGCUGACAAACCGAACCCUGCUUACGUAGAUGAUCCUGGAUGCAGAUUCUUGGGAAAGCUUUCCAUGGAUGUUUCUAAGAUAAAAGAAUACAGAGAAAGGCGAAAACGAGUCCGGAUGAUUUAUGGAAAUACUGAACUAGGUGUAGAGGUUACAAAUGUGAAAACUGGAGAAAAGCUCAGUGCUAAAUUCAAUUUUUUAGAUUAAUACUAUAAGAUUCUUUCACUGGUUAUAGGUGCAGAUGGGAAUUUCCGGCCUCGAGGGUAACUGUUUAGGCGGUAACGAGGUUCCUACCGAGUUACCGCCUAAACAGUUACCCGAGAGCCGGAUAUUCCCAGCUGCACCUAUAACGAGUGACAGAAUCUUUAUCUUGCAUACCGAUAUCAAGAUAUAAUAAUAAAAAUAAAAUCAGUCGAACGGCUUUCUUUUUAGAACUAUUUCUUCUAGUAACGUAUGUAAACAAAGCGCGGGAAAGCAACGUACGUAAACAUGAAAGACGUCAUGACGUUUCAAAGACAAAUAACAAUGUUUAGUUCCGGUUUUGUUUAAUCAGUUGCAGCGUAACGUUAUGAAUUUUUGAUAAAAUAACGUGUUUUGAAUCGAGAAAUAUACUAUCAGGAACAAAGAGGAACUGUCAAGGUACUGGACUUUUAAUUCCGUUUUUCGAAAUAAAAUAUAAAUAACUACAUAAAUCUUCUACAUAUAUGUAGUUCGUAAUACGUCAUUUAAAGCACGAGAGUCAUCUUACACCCCGGGGUGUAAGAUGGAUUUUUCCAGCACCGGUAAAAUUACCGGAAAUCCCCGUCUGGUAUGCAAGAAAAGUAUGAUUAUGCAUCAGUAACGAUUAUUGUAAGAUUAUGAUUUAAACCAGAAUACUAACAUAUAUAAAAUGUUAUGACUUACCAGUAUUGUGACCGUUGUUUAUGACUUAAAAAUGUUAAAAAGACGAUAAAACCGAUCGCUAACACUCCGACACACCAAUAUUGUGAGGUGCUGUGUAAUAUGUGGUCAGAAAAGAUAUGCAUCUGCAGACAAUUUUUCUAACAGAACGACUGCAUAUUUAGAAGAUAUCCUCAAGUACUUUUGAAAAUACAAUUAUUAUUUCUCUUUUACAUUUGUUAUUAUAUGUCAUUUUUAUUAUUGUUAUUCGGUUGUUGUUGUUCUUGCUUUUAUUACUAAUGUUGUUGGGCAGUUUUUGUUCCAAUUAUUGCUAUUACCGCUAGUACUUAAAUCAAGUACAAUUCUAGUUGGAUGUUUGUUGUUAAAUUUAUUUCACGCAUAUAAAUAUAUUUAUACAUAAAACUUGAAACAAUGAAAAAGAUUAGGUAAUUACUCAUCACGCCAUAUAGAAUGUUUCUUGAUAAUAUUUUAUUUUGCAUUAUUUGGUGAUUAGUUUGUUCCGUGGCAUGAAUAGUUUACCUGUUCGUUGGGUGUACUGCUAACUUUUAAAAAGAUCCAGCUUUGUUAAUAAAAAAAACACAUUUCAUUCUUUUUAUAUGAAAAUUCGUAUCUUUCUUGAUAAGGUUCUUACUAGUUUCAUUCAAUUUAUUUAUUAAUAUUUCCGUCUAAUAGCAUUAAAGGAUCAACUCUG
Molecule: messenger RNA, 5270 nt
Organism: Mercenaria mercenaria
Lineage: Eukaryota; Metazoa; Mollusca; Bivalvia; Venerida; Veneridae
Product: heat shock 70 kDa protein 12A-like
Exons: 7
Coding region: 2105-3886 (593 amino acids)
Molecular function (GO): ATP binding; ATP-dependent protein folding chaperone
Source: RefSeq, a predicted model, not a curated record